Rangifer tarandus platyrhynchus (Svalbard reindeer) is the source of this 2352-nucleotide messenger RNA. NCBI's taxonomy places the organism in Eukaryota, Metazoa, Chordata, Mammalia, Artiodactyla, Cervidae. The record is from the annotation of a GenBank genome assembly.
AUGCUGCAGCUGCUGCUUCACGUGCUGUGCAAGCCGCUCCCGCUGCAGCAGCUGUUUCAUCCGGGGCGUGCAGGCGAUGCUGCGGCUGAUCUUGGCCACCUCCAGGACUUCAGCUUCAGCAACACGCGUUUGUUUCAUCGCCUCGGCCUCCUGUACAGCAGCAGCAGCAGCAUCGACUGCAGCCGCUACAGAACCCCUCCCGCUGCUGCUGGCAUUCCUGUUUGUCGUGCUGCUGAAGCUGGAGGCCAUACAGCAGCGGACGCAGACCAUAGCAGCAUGCUGCUGCUGUUGAAGAAUCUGAAUCUCACUGCUGCGGCGCUUGCCGCUCUAGAAGCUGCCGAUGCGUCUAGUGCUGCGGGUUUCUCCGCACAAGCAGGCGCAGCAGGUGCUGCUGGGAUCGGCGGACUGCAGCAACAGCUCCGGCUGCAGCAGGAGCUGCCGCCGCUGCAGCAGCAGCAGCAGCAUCAGCGAGAACCGCAGUCACAACAGCUGCAGCUGCAACAAGCGCUACAGACACGUGAUCUUCAACAGGAGGAACUGCACCAGCACCAGAGGCAGCAGGAGCAGCAGGCUUACCGGCAGGAGCAGGAGCAGCACCAGCAGGAGCUCCAACAAACCCGUCGGCGACAACAGCAGCAGGAGGGCCUCUAUCAGCAGCAAGUGUCCGAAGAACAGCACCAGCAGCCGCAGCCGCAGCAAGCGGGGUUUGAGCAGGAGCACGAAGAGCAACUACUACAGGGACAGCACCAGCGGCUGCUGCAAUUGCUUCGUUCAGGCGCCUACAGCAGAUUCACCUCCUACAUCAACUACAGCAACCCCAGCAAGUGGAGCUUCUGCAGCAAGCACAGCAGUAUCUGGGAGUGCAGCAAGACAGCAGUUGCAGCGGCUGCUCCAAAUUCGGCAGUUGCAGCAGCAACAACAGCGAGACAUGCUGCAGCGGCAGCAAGAGCCAGCAAACGAGCAGUUGCUGAGACAGCAGGUCGUAGCACCGCCUGGCUUUUCGCCGAGUCCGCGUGGUCCUCUAGAGGCCCACCUGCAGCUGUGGAACAACUAGUCAGCGUACAAGCGGCGUGCAACAGGAGCAACGGCAGCAACAGGAGCAGCAGCAGCCUGUUCAGAGAGAAGAAGGUGUUCACGGAAGCAGAAGUGCUGCAGAUGCUAACAGCUGCCCGCAGGGGAACGUCGGCGAUAGGGGACCUGUUCCUUCAAUGCGGCUGCAGCAGCAGACCUGUGCCCGUCUAUGACACAGCAGCAGCCGGCCCCUCCAACUUCUACAGCGGCUCCAACAGCAGCAGCAGCUGCAGAUACUUCAGCAACAACAGCAACUUCCACAGCAGCAGCAGCAGGACGCGCAGGGGCAGCUGCAGCAGGAGGCGGCUUACCUCCCAGCACCGCCAACAGACGCCACAGACAGUACGAGCAGCAGCUCAGGCACGGCAUGAGCAGACGCUGCAGCGCCAGCAGCAGUACACACAGCAGCCUCAGGAAAUAAGGAAUCUACAAAUGCAGCACCAGCAACAGUCUGCUGAUCUGUGGGCGUCCCGCAGCAGAAUAUCCCGACCAGCGCGUGCGGGAAAGCAUGUACUCAAGCAGAGAGAUGACACCGGAAGACCGCACAAGAUGGCAGCAGCAGCAGCAGCUGCUGCAGCAGCUGCGGCCGCUGCAGCAGCCCUCCGCGCGAUCUUCGAGCCCACCGUACCACCAGCGUCCAGGUCUCCCACUGCAGCAGCAGCAGCAGACCGAGCAACGACGAGAAGGGCAGCAGAGCAACAGCUCCUGCCGUCCUGGACUAGCAGGGAGGAACUGCAGCGACUCGGGGCCAGAGGGAUCAACGCGAGGCGGAGGAGGAGGCGGAGGAGGUACAACAACACCUGUAACAAGAGGAAAGGGGGCCCCCCUGAGAGGAGCUGGAGGUAUGCGGACAGCGGGGAAAGCAACAGGAGACGCGAAGACAGCGGGAGCUGCAGCAGCAGGAGCAGGAGGGGCAGCACCUCCUGCACCGAGAGAGGCAGCAGCAGCAGGAGAGGCACAGCAGCAGGAACAAGAGUUUUUCACGGGUCUCCUCCUCCAUAUACUGCUUUCUCCGCAGCUUCAGCAGGAGAAUGUGUACAGGCUUCACCAGCCAUCCUGCAAUACUCCGGACAUCCAGCCGUCUGGAGCGAAAGGGAGAGUAACAAGCAUAAGAAGAGAAAGCUUCACGGCGGCAUCGGGAUUACCGUUGUUGAUGGCGACACACGCAUGCACCGCUGCUGCUGGCAGCCUCACACUUCAAGAAGCUACGAACCUGCUGGAGCCGCUGCAGUCCCGACAGCCUUCUGCUUCUUCAGAGAGAGAACGUUCAUCUACACAUGA